This is a messenger RNA of Daktulosphaira vitifoliae (grape phylloxera), 3156 nucleotides long. RefSeq names its product peroxidase-like. The record is from RefSeq and is a predicted model, not a curated record. The transcript is spliced from 12 exons. Gene Ontology annotation, molecular function: heme binding; peroxidase activity. NCBI's taxonomy places the organism in Eukaryota, Metazoa, Arthropoda, Insecta, Hemiptera, Phylloxeridae. Bases 358 to 3036 code for a protein of 892 amino acids. Gene Ontology annotation, biological process: response to oxidative stress.
ACGUGCAUUAAUACUUUAAAUAAUUUUUUGCGAAAUACGAGACCUCCAGCAGUGAUCAUGUACCUUCUCUUUAGUUCACAUUGUAAUAUUUAAAAUGACCCGGGUUUUUCCAUUUUUAACGGAUAGUCGUCUUAAGUAGUGUACAUGGGCUGUAGCUAUUGCCAAAAAAAUAAAGUAUUAAGAGGAAAAACAUCAUUUGUAAUUAGUGUGCGUGUGCGUGUUUGCGACCUUGAACGGGGUGAAUAAGUGAUCGUCCCACGUAAACUGAGACGGUUGUUUCGCGGCUCACUGUAUCUACAAGUGACCACAUAAUAGUGGUACUGACUUCAGUUGACGUUUGCACGUCCAAGCUGCAACAUGAUUCAAAACUUGAUGACAGUUCUGUUCGGCGCGUGGCUCUUCAGCGCCGUUCAGACUCAACCACAACAACCAUUUCUUACAGAACUUUUCCCUGAGCAGUUACAGCAACAACAACUACAGUUUCGGUUGAAUGAUGUUCAAGUGCAACUGCAACAAGUCAAACAGGCGCUCGAAGCACAGCCCCAAGACGCUGUACACCGACAAUCAUUGAUGUUGCAAUAUGACGAAUUUAUGCGUGUACUCCAAGAAAUUCAACAACAAAUGCUUGUUUUACAACAACGAAUACAAGAAAGGUUAAGUGGUAAAGUUAAAUUCCAGCCCGUACCGCUUAUAGAUGUAUCACAAUUUCAACAGCAAAAAAUGCAAGUACCAAUUCCAAUACAACAAAAACCAUUAAAAAAUCAAUCUUCUGGAUCAUGUAGUACAGUCAGUGGAGAACCAGGAACUUGUAAACCGCUAGUUAAUUGUUUGUCAUUUUACGCAGAAUUACCUGAACUCAAAAAACAGCCAUGUAAGUUAGCAGUUAAUGAAUUUGGUGUUUGUUGUCCUGCCAGAAAUCGUAAACCAGAUAAUCAGCUGGUAACCGGUGUAAUAAGAGCUCCACCUCCACCACCAGUGAUCAUUCCUCCUCUUACCUCACAACAGUUAAACGAUGCGGCGGUUAACGCUAUACAGCAGCUCAACGAACGUCAAGUAUUGGUUACAUCAUUAUUCACUAAGAGAAUCUUGUUACCCACGGGAAGUGCAGCUGCAUGGCAUCAAGAGCUUUUCCAGACCACUAAUGAAACUUUAUCGCAGGGAGAACAAGCUCAAAAAUCUGUAGAUGCAAGUUUAGGUUUAGUUAAUAACUUCAAUUUAACACGUGAUCAAGGUACAUUCGCUCUACCCAAUUUCAGUAUUCUAGAUACGGUACUUGGUGAUACUUGUCCAAGAACUUCUUUUUGUCAACCACACAAAUAUAGAUCGACUGAUGGAUCAUGUAAUAAUAUCCAACAUGAACAAUGGGGACGUGCCAGUACAGCUCUUCAGCGUAUUUUGCCUCCAAAAUAUGCUGACGGAGUUAACUUGCCAAGAUCAAAAGCAUCUGAUGGCUCUCCAUUGCCUAGCGCUAGAGUGGUGAGCAUCACAUUUACCCAAGAUGUAGAUGCGCCAUCUGAAAAUUACACAAUGUUGCUUAUGCAAUGGGGUCAGUUCCUAGAUCACGAUAUGACACAAACCCCAAUAAGUCGAGGUCAGAUGGGUAGUGGUAUAACAUGUUGUAGAAAUGGUCGAGAGAUAGAUGUUUCUCUUCAACAUCCAGAUUGUUUUCCUAUAGAAAUACCACGCAAUGAUCAAAUGUUUGGACCAUUUAAUGAAAGAUGUAUGGAGUUUGUAAGAUCUUUACCAGCUCCUCGUCCUGAGUGUAAUUUUGGGCCUAGAGAACAAAUGAACCAGAUUACUGCCUAUUUGGACGGUUCUAGUAUUUAUGGAUCUUCAUUGUCCUCACAACAGACUCUUAGAACGUUUCAGAGUGGUAUGAUGCAAUUUCAAAAUAUUAGAGGAAAACAUCUAUUACCAGCUAAUCCAUCAGAAUGCUCAGAUGAUACAGGCAGAGCAGCUUGCUUCAGGGCAGGAGAUGCGCGGGUAAACGAACAGCUUGAUCUUGCUAUAAUGCAUACGAUUUGGUUAAGGGAACACAAUAGAAUUGCAAUGGAAUUAUCAAGGUUAAAUCCUAGAUGGAGUGAUGAAGCAUUAUUUCAAGAAACUCGAAGGAUUGUAAUCGCUCAAAUACAACACAUUACAUAUAAUGAAUUUCUUCCUAUUAUUUUAGGUAGAACAUACAUGAAUAAAUUUGGUUUAUCACCAGAGGAAGUUGGAUGGACAAGGAAAUAUGAUUCGGAAUUAAACGCUGGUAUAACAAAUUCUUUUGCGGGAGCAGCUUAUCGGUUUGGACAUACGCUUAUUCAAGGAAAUAUUCAUGGAUAUGGAAAAUUUGGUAACAUAAGAGAGAACUUAGUUCUCAGUAAGCAACAUUUCGCUCCAUUUAGUAUUUAUAAAGAUGGCGCAUUGGAUGAUUUCAUCAGAGGACUGUCGUUUCAAAGUUCACAAAAAUUCGAUCGAUUUUUCACCAAAGAAGUAACUGAUCAUUUGUUUCAAGGGAAUUUGAACUUUGGAUUAGACCUUGUUGCGUUAAAUGUACAGAGAGGGCGCGAUCAUGGUUUACCACCCUACAAUGAUUGGCGCGAGGUAUGUGGCUAUAAAAGGGCUAAAAGCUGGAAUGACUUAGAAGAGUUCAUGGAACCACAAACUAUUACGAGAUUAGCAAGAUUAUAUAAUUCAGUAGACGAUAUUGAUUUAUAUAUUGGUGGAGUUGCAGAAAAAUCUAUGGCAGAUGCUUUGUUGGGGCCUACUUUUGUAUGCAUCGUUGGAGAUCAAUUUUCUAGAUUACGACGUGGCGAUCGAUUCUUUUACGAAGAAGCAGGUCAACUUUCUGCUUUUGAUCAAGUUCAACUGCAAGAACUAAGAAAGAGUAGUUUAGCACGAGUAAUAUGUGACAAUUCUGAUGAAAUGGCUCUAAUACAACCAUUAGCUUUUAUGAAACCUUCAUUCCUAAAUCAAAGAGUGGCGUGUGCUAGUUCAUCAAUACCAAAAGUUGAUCUGAGAGCUUGGGCUGGUGAAGAAACUGCAGUGCCAUAAAGCUUAAUUAGUCUAUAAAUGUUAAACUGAAUAUUAACUCAUAUUGUUAGUUAAAUUAUACAUGUAAACUAAAAUUUGUAAAUAUAUAACAAAAUACAUCUCAAUUUAUUUCUAACAAUA